GGAAAGCAGCCCGUCACACUGACACGUGAGGUAGGUAACGCUCGUUGGGCCCCAGCUGCCAUAGUGUGAGGCUGGACGGCAGCGAGUGAGGCGGGCCCGCCCGCCCGGCACGGCACCAUCCGUCUGUGACAUGUGGGCCCCACUCUCUGACGUAACUCUCCUGCUCUUGCGCUCCGUUAACCGCUCGACUCGGCGCCGAUCCAUCUCCUUUUGUCGCCGCCGACUGGAUCCAGUGCUUUCACCGUUCACCCAUCUCGCAGCGUCGGCGGCCAUGUCGGCGGCGUGGUGGGCCCACCACCGCCUCUGCAUCCUCCUCCCGGUCCUUUUCCUCGCGCCCGUCCUCUUCUUUCUCCUCGCGCCGGCCGCCUCCCCACCCUUCUUCACUCUUCCCGCCUCCAGGGAGCAGUCGCGGGUCAUUUGGGCGCAGCGGCGUUUGGUGGAGUGGCGGCCGUGCGGGUGGUGGCGGACGGCAAUGCCCGCUCCGUCGGGGAGGAACGGGUACAUCAGGAUAGAUUGCUACGGCGGGCUCAACCAGCUGAGACGUGAUCUAUGUGACGGAAUUGGGGUUGCACGUCUUCUGAAUGCAACAAUGGUUCCGCCCAAGUUUGAGGUUGCCGCCUAUUGGAAUGAAUCUAGUGGCUUUGCAGAUGUUUUUGAUGUUAACUACUUCAUUGAGCAGACUAGAGGAUACGUGGAAGUUGUGAAGGACAUUCCUGCAGAGAUAGCAUCCAAAGAACCAUUUAAGGUUGACUGCAGUAAACGGAAAGGACAUUUUGAUUAUGUUGAAAAAGUACUUCCGGCUCUCUUGAAGCAUCAAUAUAUCUCACUGACACCUGCCAUGAAUCAAAGAAGAGAUAGAAACCCUUCAUAUGCAAAAGCUUCUUACUGCCAAGGUUGCUACAAUGCGAUCAGGUUGAAUAAGAAUGUGGAAUCUAAAGCUAUUGAGCUUUUCCAAGCUAUACCGAAACCCUUCUUAUCUCUUCACAUGAGAUUCGAACCAGAUAUGGUUGCCUACAGUCGGUGUGCAUACACUGGUCUUUCUUCCAAAUCACUGGGCUCCAUUGAAGCUGCACGCGGGGAGGGUAGGAAGGUAUUGACUGGCGAUGCUGCCCACCUGUGGAGGAACCGUGGCAAGUGCCCUCUGACACCAAAUGAAACAGCAUUUAUCCUCCAAGUGUUAGGCAUUCCUACAAACACAAACAUUUAUUUAGCCGCUGGCGAUGAGCUGAUGGAACUUGAGGGAUUUACCUCCGUUUACAAAAAUAUAUACACAAAAUCAUCACUCCUGACUCAUGAAGAUUUUGAGAGGAUGCAUGGCAACACAAAAGCUGCUCUUGACUAUUAUGUUUCAGUUAACAGUGAUGCAUACGUUGCAACAUUCUUUGGAAAUAUGGAUAAGAUGGUAACUGCAAUGAGAACAAUGCAAGGGCUCCAGAAGACCCUGGUCUUGAGCAGGAGGGCUUUUGCAAACUGCACUGCUGCUGGACUAGUAGGGGAGCAACUGGCUAAGGCUAUGUGGGAUGCUCAUCGAGAAGAAUAUAUCAGGGGGAGGGGAUCGGCUCUUCCUGAGCACUGCUUUUGUGAAUUCAAAUUGUAGCACCAGUGGCACAACGGUUACUCUAGACUGACACCUUUCGGUUGAAAGUGACUUGUAUGCCACUGUGAUUGUGUAAAUAUGAUGAGUUGUUACCACAAUGCGGGUAUUGCUCAGGCUUCGCAAGAAACUAUUUUUGAUCAGUUGGGCUUUCACAAACUGCACAUCAGCUGGGUUCAGAGGGCUGGCACCCAUACAGAGAUGUUUAUCACCUGGCCUUCUGCUUCUCCUGCAUAAUAUUUUUUUGUUAGUUCAAAUACUAGAACAGGCAUUUACAUGCUCACUUAAUUUCAAAAUACUCUCGUUGCUUUGAGGAUCAUGUUGAAAUUAGUGACCCAGAGAAUCAUACUAAAUAGUCUUUUUUUUACACAUUCAUACUAAAUAGUCAGUAGUUACAGUGCUGGAGAACUUUUUCAGUGCUCAGGAUUCAUGAAGUAGCUCCCGAUGAACGGUAAAGUAAUGACUCGUGAAUGACCCCAUGUGUACAAGUGUCUAUGUGCUUCAUUUAUCUUAAUCAGCUGCUGGAUGAAUAAGAAGCUUUAUGUGUUCGUUAUUUCUUGGCAAGGGGUUGUUUGGUUCUUGGUGCCCAAGUCAUUUUGGGAUUAUAGAAGGAGAAACUUGUUUCAACAACUAUGUUUCAAGUCAAUGAGAUUAAUGUCUAGCAAGAAGUCAAGAAUCUCAAGACUAGUAAACUGAGUGUACAUCAAUCAUCCAUGGGCUGUGAAAACAUUAAUCAAGACUGCCAGUUGCAAGGGUCAUAGUCAUCAUUGCUCCAUGCUUAUGUAAGGUAAUUAAUCUAUGGGAUUAGUGGCUGUCUCCUAUUUUAUGUCAUUAGCAAUACUCUCCUUUGAUUUUAUUAGGUGCACCUGUAUUUUGAUGUAGACUUCACAGUUUGUGACCAAUAAUCAGUCCAACUUCAUUGUUUUA
Messenger RNA from Phragmites australis (common reed), 2521 nucleotides. RefSeq names its product O-fucosyltransferase 13-like. Gene Ontology annotation, cellular component: cytoplasm. Lineage: Eukaryota; Viridiplantae; Streptophyta; Magnoliopsida; Poales; Poaceae. Bases 131 to 1597 code for a protein of 488 amino acids. The transcript has 6 exons. The record is from RefSeq and is a predicted model, not a curated record.